Cyprinus carpio (common carp) is the source of this 902-nucleotide messenger RNA. Its product is annotated as pancreatic secretory granule membrane major glycoprotein GP2-like. NCBI's taxonomy places the organism in Eukaryota, Metazoa, Chordata, Actinopteri, Cypriniformes, Cyprinidae. The record is from RefSeq and is a predicted model, not a curated record. Gene Ontology annotation, cellular component: apical plasma membrane; cell surface. Bases 83 to 808 code for a protein of 241 amino acids. The transcript has 5 exons. Gene Ontology annotation, biological process: neutrophil migration.
CAUCACUGUGUUCAGCUGCUGAAGAGAGAAUCUCCCUGAGUUUGAUCUGCAGCAGCAUUUGACCUCAGAUCAGUUUGUCACAAUGAGGUUUCUGAUCUCACUGUUUGUGUUGCUGGUUAAUGGUGAAAUAAUCAAUUGUGCAAUCAUCAUUCCACAUACAGAACUUGCAAAUUCCAGCUCUGAUCCAUGCUAUAAUUACAACACUCUCAAUGACUAUUGGAGAGACAUACGGCAAUAUCUGGACACUGGAUAUGAUGACACCCUUGUUGAAUGGAGUGGCUGGUAUCGGCUGUAUCUGAAUGGAGAAAGUGCCCAGAUGUCUGAGUGGUGUGCGAGUUAUAUGAGAUGUGGUGGUUACACUGGACUGUAUCUCAACGGUUCUCAUCCAACACUUGAGGAUGCAGUGGUGACCCGUGAAGUUGUGGGAACGAAUGGGUACCAGUGGGGCUUCAACACAUCCACAUCCAUCCAAGUCAAAGCCUGUCCAGGAGAUUAUUACGUCUAUAAACUUAUCAAGCCAGAUGUGUCGAUCUACAGACCAACAUACUGUGCAGUGUCUUUCAGCAGCAUCAGCAGUGAUCCCUGCUACAACUAUCAGUAUCUGGAUCGUCCCUGGAGAGCCAACAAUGAAAGUGGAGACUGGAUUUGUGAUGAACGUUUCUCCUGGAAUGGCUGGUACCGGCUUUUCUACUAUGGAAUGAACAUCCAGAUGUCAGAGACCUGUAUUAGUUCAUUCAGCUGUAACACAUACUAUAAUCUGUGGCUCAAUGGUCCCUCAUCCUCAGAUAGAGGAUGGAGUGGUGACUAGAGAGGUCUGUGCAGGGUCUUAUUGGAGCAGCUGCUGUUAUUACAAAUCAAAACCCAUCAGAGUGAAAGCGUGUCCAAACAAUUACUAUGUUUAU